AUGGAUUGCGUUACGAAAAGAUUUAAAAGCCACAAUUUAAAUGUUUUGAAGACUGUCGGGAAAGGAACUUAUGGAAAUGUAUAUUUAUGUGAAAAACGCGAUACUGCUGAAUUAACAAUUGUGAAGGACAUUGAAUUAAACAUAAAACUCCAGGAUCAUAAACAAGACAUAGCAAAUGAAAUAAAGAUUUUAUCUUCGUUGAGUCAUUCGAACAUUAUCAAGUUUUACGAUUGUUAUUACAAUGGCAAUCAUGCAAUGAUAUCCAUGGAAUACGCCACUAGCGGGAAUCUAUCGGAAUACAUGUAUCAUAGAUAUCCAAAACUAUUGCAACAACAGGAAAUACUUUUCUAUUUCUGCCAAAUUUUGUUGGGAGUAAACUACAUCCACAGUCAGAAGAUAAUUCACAGAGAUUUAAAAGCAGACAAUAUCCUAUUGACUGGUAAAAAUGGUGUUUUGGUAAAGAUAGGCGAUUUUGGCAUUUCCAAAAUAUUAGCAAGUGCCAAGAAGACAUCGACUGUAAUAGGAACUCCUUAUUAUCUGGCUCCAGAAUUAUGUGAAGGCAAACCUUAUUGUAACAAAAGCGAUGUUUGGGCUCUAGGGUGCUUGCUUUAUGAAAUGUGCACUCACAAGAGGGCUUUUGACGCUGAGACACUAGUGGGACUAGUAAAAGCAAUCACAAGUGGAAAUGUUCACCCAAUUGAUUUGACAAUAUAUGACAGAGGCAUGCAGGACCUUGUAGACUCAAUGCUGUCAGUCCUACCAGACAAAAGACCUUCUAUCAAAGAACUAAUGGGACGAAUGGUAUUACUGCCUGAUAUUUACACUGUUUAUUUAGAUGCUGGCAAUGAUGAACUAUUAUUUUUAAAAGCAAGACAUUUUAUGGAUAUGUAA
This is a messenger RNA of Spodoptera littoralis (African cotton leafworm), 891 nucleotides long. The record is from the annotation of a GenBank genome assembly. Lineage: Eukaryota; Metazoa; Arthropoda; Insecta; Lepidoptera; Noctuidae.